Molecule: messenger RNA, 2404 nt
Organism: Alexandromys fortis (reed vole)
Lineage: Eukaryota; Metazoa; Chordata; Mammalia; Rodentia; Cricetidae
Gene: Cd14
Product: CD14 molecule
Exons: 2
Coding region: 773-1888 (371 amino acids)
Biological process (GO): toll-like receptor 4 signaling pathway; positive regulation of cytokine production; cellular response to lipopolysaccharide
Cellular component (GO): external side of plasma membrane; lipopolysaccharide receptor complex; membrane raft
Molecular function (GO): protein binding; lipopolysaccharide binding
Source: RefSeq, a predicted model, not a curated record
CUGCAACCCAAGCACUUGGGAAGCAGAGGCAGGAAGACAAUCAUGAGUUCAAGGCUAGCCUGAGCUACGUACACAGUGAGUUCUUGGCCAGAAUGGGCUACUAGAAUGAGAGAAUGUGGGGAAGAAAGAGAGGGAGGGAGAGUGGAAGGAGAAUGAAUUAUUGAACAAGGGAAUAAGAUGGAGAGAAGGGAGGGUUGUUCUUCAUGCUAACUCUCAACCUUGAACUUUAUUCUCCCUCUGGAAUCCAUAAUAAAUUCACAAUCUUCCACGAACAUCCCGUCAGUCACACUCUUGAAGAAAGUCAAGGACUUGGAUUUGAAUGGUGGAAAAUUGUUAGAAACUGAGACUAGGGGGAAAUGGAGCUGAAUCCCUGGGGUUGGGCAGCAGAACACUGAGUAAGGCCCUGGUGUGGUUCAUCCUUUUCCUGUAUGUACCAGACUAGCCUGAGGAGCUUAGGUCAUCCUCUUGGCACAGAGUGCCCUAAUGCCACAAAGAAUUCUUCCUGUUUUGGUUCCUCCCUGUAAAAUACUUCAUUGCAAUAUUUACUAGGAGUAGGAGGACUGUUAGGAGGAAGAAAAGUGGGGAAGUGAUUAGAGGUCACAGAGGAGGGGACUGGGUGACAUCCCGCGAUUACAUAAACUCACAGGGGCUGUCAAAGAGAGCAAACAAGCGCGUGAAACUUGGGAACCAGAGAACACCGCUGUACAGGAAAGAGCCUGAAGCCGUUUUCAGAGCCAGCCUGGGACAUCGAAACUCUCAGAAUCUAUCGACCAUGGAGCGUCAGCUUCGAUUGUUUCUGUUGUUACUGACGCUGGCACACCCCUUCCCUGCCGCGCCAGAGCCCUGCGAACUGGAUGAGGAGGGUGUCCACUGCGCCUGCAACUUCUCAGAUCCGCAGCCCAACUGGUCCAGCGCUUUUCUGUGUAUCGGGGCGAUAGACGUGGAGUUCUACGGCGGCGGCCGCAGCCUGGAAGAUUUUCUAAAGCGUGUGGACACCGAAGCAAACCCGUCGAAGGAAAUCACAGAUGUGCUCCAGUCCCUGCUGUGGGAGCGGCUUACCUUGGGGAAUGCGCGGGUUCCUGCUCCGAUACUAUUCGGAGUCCUGCGUUUGCUCGGGUUUACCAAACUCCAGGAAUUAACCCUUGAAAACCUCGAGGUAACCGGCACCGCGCUGCCGCCGCUCCUGGAAGCCUCCGGACCGAAUCUCGACACCUUGCGCCUCAGCAACGUGUCGUGGGCGACAGGGGAUGCCUGGCUCGCAGAACUGCAGCAGUGGCUAAAGCCAGGACUCAAGGUAUUGCAUAUUGCCCAAGCACACUCACUCAACUUUUCCUGCGAACAGGUCCGAGUCUUCCCCGCUCUUGCCACCUUAGACCUGUCCAAUAACCCCGAAUUAGGCGAGAGAGGACUGAUCUCGGCUCUGUGUCGGAGCAAGUUCCCGGCCCUCAAAGUUUUAGCGCUGCGCAACGCCGGGAUGGAGACGCCCAGCGGCGUGUGCUCUGCGCUGGCCGCGGCAAGUUUGCAGCUGGAAGAACUGGACCUUAGUCACAAUUCACUGCGGGAUACUGAAGGCGCCCCCGGAUGUGACUGGCCUAGCAAGCUAAACUCGCUCAAUCUGUCUUACACUGAACUGGAGCAGGUACCUAAGGGACUGCCAGCCAAACUCAGCGUACUUGAUCUCAGUUACAACAGACUGUAUAGGCAACCUAGGCCAGAUGAGCUGCCCAAGGUGGUUCACCUGUCACUUACAGGAAAUCCCUUUUUAGACUCUGAGCCCCACUCGAAGGGGUACAACUCUGGCAUAGUCGUAGCCCCAGUGCGUUCAUCCCUGGCAGUGGGUUUGUCGGCAACGUUGGCUGUUCUCCAAGGAGCCGGCCUUUUUGCCUAGUGCCAAAGGGAGGAAAAAAAAAAUGAACAUUUACAUUGUCCUGGCUUCUGAGGGUCCUGGUCAGGUUGAUCAGAACUUUUUUUUUUUUUUUUUUUUUUUUUGGUGUUUCGAGACAGGGUUUCUCUGUGGCUUUGGAGCCUGUCCUGGAACUAGCUCUGUAGACCAGGCUGGUCUCGAACUCACAGAGAUCUGCCUGCCUCUGCCUCCCAAGUGCUGGGAUUAAUGAUCAGAACUUCUUGACCAACGAGUCCUCUGUCUUACAGUUAUUAAAAUCUUAAACCACGAUGUAAGGAAAGAAAGACAGUCUAGAUGGCUCAAUGGGUAAAGGCCACCAAGCUUGACACUUGAUUUUGAUCCUCAGGAUCCACAUGGAAGGAAAGACCUCUGUCCUGAAAGUUAUCCAUCUGACCAUUACACACAUGCUGUGACACAGUUGUGUGUGUGUGCGCACACGUGUGUAUGUGUAUACAUACAUACAUACAUGCUCACAAAAUAAAUAUUUUUAAAUUAACAAUC